CACACUCCCCAGCUGUGAGAAGUGUCAGCUGCUCCUCAGCUGAUCGGAAGUGAGCCUGCCUUACAGGAUUGUCAGACUGCUUAGCGGGGUAGGAAUGGCUGAUGCCAUAGCAGAUACGAGGAGGCUUUUUGCCAAGCCCCAGAAUCUAAACGAUGCAUACGGACCUCCAAGUAACUUUCUAGAGAUUGAUGUGUCCAACCCCGAAACAAUCGGCGUGGGUCGAACUCGUUACACAACAUACGAAAUCAGACUGAAGACCAAUCUGCCCAUUUUCCGGCUGAAGGAGUCCAGGGUGCGGAGGAGAUACAGCGACUUUGAGUGGCUGAGAGGAGAACUGGAACGCGAGAGCAAGGUGGUGGUUCCACCCCUGCCUGGAAAAGCCUUGUUUCGCCAGCUGCCGUUCCGUGGAGAUGACGGGAUUUUUGACGACUCCUUCAUCGAGGAGCGGAGACAUGGCCUGGAGCAGUUUCUCAACAAAGUGGCGGGUCAUCCUUUAGCCCAGAACGAGCGCUGCCUGCACAUGUUCCUACAGGAUGAGUCCGUAGACAAGACCUACACACCCUCCAAGAUCAGAAAUGCUUGAACUUGCCUCACAAGUCCAGACCCAACCUAUAAGACUAGCCAUAACGCCUUCCUUUAUAACAGCAGAUCAGGUAAACGUGCCCAUUUCCCAAACUACCCACAAGAAACUCUGACAAUCCAGAAAAUAUACUGAGAAAAUCCUAGAAUGUCAGACAAGGCUGAACACACCCCACAGUAAAAAGAGAUCAGUCAACCCGCAAAGACUUCCCAGACCUAUGGUGCAUCAGGUACUCUUGAACAUGCCCAAAGUUCUGGACAGAAAAGAUUUUUACUUGAACUCAGCCCAGAUUUAUAAAGAACUAAAACGCGCCCUGAAAAUGUAUCCAGUCCGACAGAGAUUUUAAAUGAAACACACCAAAUUAAAGCCCAGUCCACUUAAUGGAUAACUGUGAGCAUGUACAUGCUCUUGGAGCUUUGCGGGGCUAAUAUUACCGUAAGAUUGAGGAGAAUAUGCUUGAAGUUCAACGUUUCUCAUUGGUAGAAGAGAUGUUGGUGCUUCUACAAGCUCAAGGGGAACCCUAUGCGGAGCCCAUCCAUGUUUUUACUGUGUCUACCAAAACUAGAGAUCAAAAACCAUCCUUCACGCUUGAACAAGCCCUUCCCCAGUUAUAACCAACGCCACUCACUGUUCUAUGAUGACGGUCACCUACUCAGCGAGACAUCUGAACCGAAAAUGAGAAACACAGCUACUCUCAUUGCUCAUAAACAUUACUGUUUAUUUCGGAUACUCUCAUUGCUUAUCGAGUUUGAUCCUCUUUGGUCAUCUCCUGUGUAAUUCAAGUGUUGUCUUGUCCGAAUCUUUAAUUAGUUUGAACUGAAACACACACAUCUGUGUUCAUAUAGUGGUUCAUUUAAUUUAAUUCUUCUCUCUUUUUUUCUUUUUUUGUCUGUAAACACCACUAAUAUUUGUAUGUUGUCUGUCUUGUAUUACUGUGAGAAUUAUGCUCUUUGAGAAUUAUGAACUUCCUGGGAAAAAAGAGACCAUGUGAACCAAAAACA
Alosa sapidissima (American shad) is the source of this 1581-nucleotide messenger RNA. It is a transcript of the gene snx3, whose product is annotated as sorting nexin 3. Gene Ontology annotation, molecular function: phosphatidylinositol-3-phosphate binding. Gene Ontology annotation, biological process: endocytic recycling; late endosome to Golgi transport. Gene Ontology annotation, cellular component: early endosome membrane; retromer complex. The transcript has 4 exons. Bases 95 to 583 code for a protein of 162 amino acids. NCBI's taxonomy places the organism in Eukaryota, Metazoa, Chordata, Actinopteri, Clupeiformes, Clupeidae. The record is from RefSeq and is a predicted model, not a curated record.